GCGUGUCCGGUAAAAAAAGAUCAAUCAGUCAUCAGUGUAUUUCGCACACUCCUCCUCGAACAAACAAGCUCAUAAAAAAAAAAUUUUAAAAAGUAAAUAACAUCAUUGUGUAUGUGACUUGUAUUUAUUUUAAUUUUAUCAUUAUAACAAGUGAAUUAUUAAUAAGAAAAAAAAAAAACAACAAUGUGUUUUGCGGCGGCAAAUAUAAAAAUAAAUAAUUAAAAAUAUUAAUUGCCACUUCGACCUGUGCAUUAUAAUUACAUGAUAAAAUAUCUUGAUGAUGAUAAUACAUUUAAGAGGUGUGUGUAUUAUAUAGUUUCGUCAAAUGAAAAAGUCUUGUUUUUUUUUUUUUUUUGUCAUAAAACCGUGCGACGAAUUGACGAUUGGUCGGCAUGCUGCAACAACGGUACAGCAGCAGCAGCAGCAGUAGUCGAAGCAACACAUACAUACUACUAAAAAAAAAAAUAUAUUCUAACUACACGGAAUAUAUAACUCUAAAACAGAAUGGCGCGCAAAUGUUGCGUGAAAAAUUGUGAUAUUGAUGAUAAUUAUAUAAAUAAUAAUGAAUAUAUAAAAUUUCAUAAUUUUACAUAUAAUAGUGAUGAUGUUAAAAAUAAUUGGAUUGUUAAUUGUGAUAUUGAUAAUUGUGAAUUAACAUUAAAUAUAGUUAUAUGUAAUCGUCACUUUAAACGUACUGAUUACGAGACGAUCAAAGGACAUGAAUUAAUACUUAAAAAAAACGCCGUACCAAGUGUUUUUCAUGAUUAUGACAAACAUCCUGAUCCAAUAACAAUGCCAGUAAGAAUAUUAAAUGGCUCAUAUAAUCAACAAGAUUUAGAUAAAAAUAAAUCAAUAAUACCAAAUUUAAAUAGAACAGAAUCACCAAGUUUAAAUGAUAGUUCUGGUGAAACAUGUAAUUCACGUCCAGAAUCAUCAACUGGUUCAAUUCAUCAAUUAGAAUCAUCAGAUGAUAUUGAUAAUGAUAUCAAACAAGAAACAAAUGUUGAUAAUGAAGAAGAAACAUUAAAUGUUAUUAAUUUAAUUGCUGGUGAAAAAAAAAAUAUAACAGAUGAUACAAUAUUACCAAUAAUUGAAUCAUUUGAUACAUCAAUUAAUCAUUAUCCAGUUGAUAAAAUUAUUAAUGAUGAACUAUUAGAUGAUAUAAAUUUAAAUAAUUUAAAUGAUGAUGAUAAAAAUUGUCAACCAGCUGUAUCAUGCAAUGGUUUAACAUUUUUUAUUGGCUCAAGAUUAGAAGCUAAAGAUUAUCACAAUCAAUGGUUUCCAGCUAAAGUUGUAGAAAUUGAUUGGACUGAACGUGAAAUUCUUAUACAUUUUGAUAAAUGGAAUUCACGUUAUGACGAGUGGAUCCCUAUUGAUAGUUCAAGACUUAGAAAAAUACAACCACCAUCUAGCGAGCAGACGCUGGUAUCACCAACUCCAAAUACAAAUAUGCGAGAAUUUAUUGUUGGUGAUAGAGUUCUAGCAACAUGGGCUGAUGGAAGAAAAUAUCCAGCAAGAGUUUGUGCUGUUUUGGGAAAUGAUCGAUAUGAUGUUUUGUUUGAUGACGGUUAUGCCAAGGUUGUGAAAUCAUCUAAAAUGACUAAAAUUGCUGAUACAUCAAACAAGAAAGAAACAACAAUGGAACAAGACACAUAUAUAGGAAGUAAACAAGAACGUAGAGAUAAAAAACGUAAACAUACAGUUAUAGAUUUAUUUAGUCGUAAAAAAACAAAAUCUGAAACACCAGAAAAACAAAUUAUUAAAAAAGAAGAUACACUUGAUAUUGUUGAUACAAUUAAUGGUGAUAAUAAUGAAGCUGAAACAACUGUAUAUUAUGAUUCUGGUGUUGAACAAUCAAAAAAUUUUGAUUCUAUAAAACAAACAAAACAAAAAAUACCAAAAAUUAAAAAAGAAUCACCAAAAUAUGAUUUACUUGAUCAAGAUGAUGAUAGUCCUGAGUGGGUUGAUGGUGAACCAAAAGGAGUUGAAUCAUUUACAGUUGAUGGUAAUAAUGGAACAAGAAGAUCAAUAAUUGUAGCAGAUAAAAGAAUACCAGAUGGUUGGGAAAGACAUUUUACACAACGUCGAAGUGGUAAUUCAGCUGGUAAAUGGGAUGUUUUAUUUAUGCAUAUAGAAAGUGGAAAAAAAUUUCGUACAAAAAGUGAUGUUAGAACAUUUUUUCAUACACAAUUACAUACUGAUUUUGAUCCAGAAAUGUUUGAUUUUUGUAUACAUAGAAAAAAACGUUUAAGUAUUGCUAAGCCAAAAAUUGAAUUAUCAAGUGAACCAACUAAAAAAAUUAAAACACUUUUACCAAAGACUAAACUACUUUUACCACAAUCAUCAUCAUCAUCAUCAUGUUCAUCGUCAACGUCAACGUCAUCAUCAACAUUAACAGCAACAUCAACAACACCAUCAUUGACAUCAUCAAUUGAUAAUUCUUCAUUGACACCUGCUGGUUCAAUGAAUACUCCAGCUACACCAUUUUCUUCAGUAUCUACUCCAGUUAACAACACAUCAAUGACAUAUUCUGUCUAUAUUGGUUCGUUGAAAAUUGAAAUGGUGGAUGAUUCAUAUAAAUGUCCAAAAGAAGGCUGUGCAAAAACAGUCCGUAAAGAAAAUCUUUUACAAAUGCAUGUUAAACAUUAUCAUCCAGAGUAUGCAAAAUAUUUAGGCUCAACACCAAAUGUUGCUGAUCUUGCAUAUGCAAGAACAAUUGGUGAACCAGUUGUUGAUGCAACACCAAAAUCACGUUUUUCAGAAAAACGUAAAUCACUUCAAGAAAAACCAAUAGCAUUGUCAUUUGUUAAUUCACCUAGUCAAAGUGUGUCUGUUGCAUCUACAGUUAUAUCAGAUAAUAAUAUUGUAUCUGAUACAGUUAAUGGUCAUGUUAAUGAUAUUAAAAAAUUUGAAAUGAUGUCACCAACAAGAAAUUUAGAUCAUGAUGAUGAUGUCGUUAAAAGAAAUGAGGCAAAUUGUGCAAUGUCACCUGGUACAUUAUUUGAUAUGAAAAUAAGAGAAGAAAAAACUCAAACUGGUAUUAAAACAUUAUUACCAGUGAGAUCUAUUAUUUCUACUGAUGUAAUUAAAAAUGAUAAAUUAAAAUUACUUGAUGAAACACAUAUUGAAAAAGGAAGAGGUCAUAGAAAACGACAGCUAUCAGAGUACAGUUCUGAUGCAUCAACAAAAAGUAAAAAACGUCAAGGCAUACUAGAGCUCACUGAUGACUAUGGAGAUCUAGAUGACAGUGCACUUGAUGCUGAGGGUCCAGCUGAACCAGUCUACAGAUUUAGUCGACGUAAAUCAGAUACAAAAAGUGAUGAUAAUAGUCAAAGCAGUCAGCUAAAUGAUUCGCCAGACAAAAAAAUAGAGUGUACUCCAAAUGAUAAUUAUCAAAUCAUGUCAGAAGAUGGUGAGGGUGUUAUGAUGAUGAUUAAUGGUGAAAUGGUUAAAGUUGAACAAUUAAAAAGAGAAGAAAUAAUAAAUUGUACAUGUGGUUAUAGUGAAGAAGAUGGUUUAAUGAUACAGUGUGAUUUGUGUUUAUGUUGGCAACAUGGCCAUUGUAAUGAAAUUGAACGUGAAAAAGAUGUACCUGAUAAAUAUAUAUGUUAUAUUUGUCGUCAUCCGUAUCGUCAACGUCCAUCACAAAAAUAUAUUCAUGAUCAAGAUUGGAUUAAAGAAGGUAAACUUCCAAUUUUAUCAAAUCGAACAAAAGAUCAAACAGCUAUUAAUAAAAGAACAGCAAUGUUAAAACGUUCAUAUGAUCUUGUUGGUUCAUUAUUAAAAAUUCAACAAAUGCUACAUAGUCUUAGAGUUAAAAUAAAUAUUGCACGUAAUAAAGAUCAUCCAAAAUUAUAUUUAUGGUCUAAAAAUUGGGAUAAAUCAGAUAUUGUUGAGAAAGAUACAAAUCCAAUUCCAAUUUUAGAAAUAAUUAAAAAACAAGAAGACAAUGAAUUAUCAAUAAAUUUACAAAAUAAUAAUAAUAAUUCCAUAAAAGAAGAAAUAAUUGAUGAUCAAAAAAUUGUUGAAAAAAAUUCAGAUGAUAAAUUAAUAUCAUCAGAUAGUGAGUUAAUGAAAAUACUUGAAGAAGAUACAAAUACAAUGUCAGAUGAUUUAAAAAUGUCAAUUAUUAAAAAAGAAGAUAUUAAAGAAAAUAUAUUUCAUGAUGUAUUAUUAAAAUCAGAUGAUAAAUUAUUUAAUUGUGAUGAUAAAAAAUUUGAUGAUUUUGUUAAUUUUAAUGAUAAUGAUUUAAUUGAUAAAAAAACAUUUUUGGAUAAUGAAAAUAUUGAUAUUAAACCAAUGUUAUCUAUGGUGCCUGCUCAACCAUUUAUACCAGAACCAGAAGCACCAAUUAAUCCAGCAGAAUGUCGUUUACGUUUACUUGAACAUGUUGAACACUUUCAAAAACAUCUUGAUGCAUUGUUAACAAAUGUUGAAGUUCAAGUUUGUGCUUUAGAAGCUAUGGACUCUGAUGAUACUACUCAAGAAACAGAUAUUGAUCCAAAAACAAAACAAACAAUUCAAAUGUUAAUGAGAGAUCUUAAUUCAUUACGAAAACUUGCUGCCUUGUGUUAAUAAUUACCAUUAAUUUCAUUAUUAAAUUGUUAUGUGCUUUAUUUAAAUUUAAUAUUAUAUAAUUGUCGUAAGUCUUUACUUUCUGUAAUAUUAUAUUGUAUGUAAAUAUGUAGAUGGUAACUCAGUAUUUUAAUACUCAACUAAUAUUUCAAAGUUGAAUAAAAACAAAAAAAAAACAACAAUAAUAAAAUUACUGUAUGUUUAAAUUAAAAAUUAUUUAUAAAAGUCGUAAUUUAUUCAUAAAUAAAUACGUGAGCUUUGUAUUACGUACAAAAUGUAUAAUAAAACAAAAAUUAUGAAUAUAUAUUUCAUUUUUAAUUAAUUAUAAUUAUAUGAUAAUCUUUGUUUUUGUUGAUAAUCCUUUUUUUUUUGACAGAAAUUAUUUAUUCAAAAAAAUAAAAAAAACAGACAAUUAUUCAUCGUAUU
Messenger RNA from Aphidius gifuensis, 5001 nucleotides. RefSeq lists its product as uncharacterized. The transcript is spliced from 13 exons. Lineage: Eukaryota; Metazoa; Arthropoda; Insecta; Hymenoptera; Braconidae. Gene Ontology annotation, cellular component: nucleus; NSL complex. Gene Ontology annotation, biological process: regulation of transcription by RNA polymerase II. Gene Ontology annotation, molecular function: DNA binding. The coding region runs from base 505 to 4575 and encodes 1356 amino acids. The record is from RefSeq and is a predicted model, not a curated record.